Messenger RNA from Symbiodinium necroappetens, 3126 nucleotides. The record is from the annotation of a GenBank genome assembly. NCBI's taxonomy places the organism in Eukaryota, Dinophyceae, Suessiales, Symbiodiniaceae.
AUGCGUACUUCCCUUGUCCUGAUGCUGCAAAUGCAACAGCAAAGUUCGGCCCAAGGCCAGCAUGUGCCGGCCAGGCACCCGAAAGAGGCUGCGCUGACCUUUGCUUUGCCGGCUUCAGUGGUCCGGGCUACAACGCUGCAGGGCCUGUCGCUACAGGGCAGUCAGCGGAAGGCCAUUGGCGGCUCAGCAGCUUCGAUGCCCGGCGACAUUCACAAGACGGAGCAGGAGACCGCCGAAUACGUCGUACCGACCUCUACUACAGAUUUGGAGGAAGUCUUUAGCCCCGCCGGAGGGAGCUCCGGUAAUGGCGAAGUCGAGCCUUUGAGCCCGGAAAGUGAAGGCGGCACAUAUCCUCCCGGCCUCCCUCAUCCUCUGGGCUCCGUGGAGCACGACAGCAGCAACAAGUUCAAGCACGGUGCUGGGAUGGCGAAGCCGAAGAGCGGACCGCAUGCCGACGCCGCAUCCAAGUCCCCGAGAUAUGUCAACUUAGACUUCGUUGCUACUCCUUUUGUGGAGACCUUGGAUGUCGCACUACCACAGAAGCUGCCGCUCCCAAUGCUGCUCGGUUUCCGGGCCCGGCGAAGCCGGAGUCUUCCAACCCCUUUGACCGAACUCUUCACGAUCGGGGAGAGUGCAAGCCCUGCGCAUGGUUCUGGACCCCCGGCGGCUGCCAGAAAGGUGUUUUCGGAGAUCCCUUUCAUGCUUAUGGACAUCUCAUACAGAGACAUAUCUCCUAGCAGAAAUUUCAUGUUCUUCCCCAUGGCUCGCGUCAUUCUGGUGAGCCUUGUUUUGUCGUUCCAGCCACUUGCUGGCGACGCUUUCGGCGCACCGCUGACAGAAUGGCAAGAGCAGGUCUUCGGCGAGGUGGAGAAGAGUGCAGCGGAACAGUCCAAAGCUGCAGAGCCUGAGCUCUUGGCCCUCUUCGAUUCCAAAGACUUCCGUGCGAACCUUUCCUCCUGCUGCCCGUCCUUAGCAGAACUAACGGCCAAGGAGCUGUUGGACAGAGUCUCCAAGCAGAUGGAGGUGGCCGAAGUUGCAUCUGGCUUCCCUGCAGACCAAGAUCCCGCCAAGAUGUUUCCGGAUUCCCCCGGUAUGUCUAUUGGCUUCGGCAUGAACGGCACAUUCUUCCUGAAUGACUGGCAGUCUGUUUUGACGCACUCAUCGGAUCCAGAUCAGAUAUGGCAUGGUCUCCUAGCCACAUAUGUGGGAUUCCAUGUCAAUUCCUCCAAGGGGGCCGUGACCGUGGAGCAGUGGUUUGGCGGCUGUUCCGGCAACAAGACUAUGCCUGUCGAGAUGCUACUAUCAACAUGCUAUGAGCAACCCUUUUCCAAGGGCAUGAACAUGAUCAUUCGCUACGACUAUGAGCCAGGUCAGGUUAACUGUUCCAUGUGGAUGGCUGGCAACAGCUCGAAAGUCUUCAGUGGCUGGAAAAGCCCAUCGUUGGAAACCAACGGACCGAUAAAGAAAGUGGAUUGCCCGAAAGACGCGGCAUUCGCCACACAGAUCUAUGUGGCAGAUGGCCAUUGUCACAUCUAUGCGACGGAAAACAACUCUAAACAAUUCUGUCAACAAGAUCAUGCAGAGACCGACUUGUACGGCAUGAAGCCAUUCCGAUCCUGUGGGGCGCCAUCCACUCUUAAAGAAGCUGACGAGCGUCCGGUCUAUUCCAUGGUCAACUUGAACAUGAUUGACAUGGGAAGUCCCAUCUACGGCGACGUCUCUGCCGUUUUUGCGCAGAAGUACAUCGCCAGCAGCGCAGUCUUGUCUCCGGUGGACACUGGCUUGGUGGAGAUGGGCUGCCUCGGUAAGGCGCCGUUUCCAUGGGCACCGCCACACAACUGCAGUGCUGUAACGGGCUUCAAGCAGCUAGGUACUCUGCAGCACAACAAGCACCUCUUCUUGAUCAACAAGGGCUUCUGGCAUGGUCGUGGUCUCCUACACACCACCUUAGAGAGGAUGGAGGCUCCUUGGGGGCGUCAUGCCGUACCAGGCGGCUCUUUCCUGAACUACUUCGAGGGUGCACUCCUAGGUCAAUUACAGUUUCCUUCAGCAAUUCGUUUCCUCAUCGGUGCUUUCCCGGCACUCUUCGGCACUGACAUGGGGGUCCGCUUACAAGCCUGGGCAAGGAGCCGGGGUUGGGUCUUGAUUUGGGCACUUGGCUCGAAUGAGAAGGCGGUCCCCGGAGAAACUUCAAAUUUCAAUUUUCAGCUGCUGGCAGGGCACACGUCCUUCGAAGUCAACAAGCGCAUGAUUGAUCCCGUUGUCCUUUCGGAGACGACGGCGGCAGCAAGCCUGCGCUUGGGCCCCGAUGUAACCGACAAGUUCAAGCAGAUGUGGGCAGCGGUUGCCAACCUACGGAACACAACCUCAGUGACCAAUGCGACCGUGGCCCAGAAAUGGCAAGAGACUGCCGUGCUUCUUCCGCAGCUUCCGAUUCGUCCUCUAAUGGGUGGGGACUGCGAAGCGCAGCUGCUGAACGCCGAGUGCAUUGGAAUGACGUUGCAGGGCAGCUGCGUCUGCUAUGCAAGCACGGAGUUCGAAGGAAUCACUAUGAAUCAGAUCUCUGCACGGCCACCAUGGGAAAAAUUGCGGCAGUUUCUGCGCCAAGCUGAGUUCGAUGGUUGCGAAGCGUGCGAGUUUUGCCAUCUCUGCCCCGCCGGCGAGCUCAAGGCACGAAGGAAGCAGCGGCUUCAGGAGCUGCGUGCCUUGAAACGUGGCGAGAUUCCAUUAGAGCCAAAGGUCAUCGACUGUGAAGCUUCGCCCUCAUCGAUGGGAGAGUCAAGCACGGAAUCUGCCCCGGCAGAUCCUGGCCCCGUGCGGGCUUUACCCUCCAUUGGCUCGGCAGCGCAUGGGGUCGAUUGCCGACCUUGUGCCUGGUUCUGGAAAAGUGAAGGAUGCAAGAACGGCAACGCAUGCAGGCACUGUCACCUGUGUCCGGAGGGCGAGAUUCGUCGCAAGAAGAAGAUGAAGCAGGAGGACAUUAAGCAAGCCGUGGCAUCGCAGCGUGCUCAAGAGCAACUACAGGACCACCUCGUGCAGAUGCAAAUGUUUCAGCAGAUGCAGGCAUCCAUGAUGGUGGCGAACAUGGUCCAGAUGUCACAAGCAGCAUUUCAACCCUUCUCGUGA